AUGUCUCUCAAGUACAUCCUCCCUGCGCUCGCCGCUUCCCAGGCUGUGUUCGCUGCCUCCGACUGCGGUGACACCAAGAUCCAGACCCAGAGCGAUGCCGAUGGCAUCAACUCUUGCAAGACCAUCAAGGGUGACAUCACCAUUGACAAGUCAUACAGCGGUGACCUCAGCCUGAGCGGUAUCGAGAAGAUCACUGGUGGCCUCAAGUGCUCCCAGGGUGCCAACGUCAGCUCUAUCACUGCUUCUGCCCUCACCAGCAUCGGUGAUGCCUUCGACCUUGAGGGUCUGACUACCCUCACCCUGCUCGACUUCGCCGAGCUCGACUCCGUUGGCAGCAUCAACUGGGAUGCUCUCCCCAAGCUCCAGUCCCUCAGCUUCGCCAAGGGUGUCACCAAGGCUGGUGAUGUCAGCAUCACCAACACUGGUCUGACCGACCUGAACGGUAUCCAACUGCAGACCGUCGGUCUCUUCAGCAUCCAGAACAACCGUGACCUGAAGACCAUCAACAUCAACAACCUGAAGAACGCUACCGAUUCCAUCAGCUUCUCCGGAAACUACGACACCCUCGAGGUCAACUUCCCCAAUCUCGGCACUGGUAAGGGUAUGACCUUCCAGAACAUCUCUGCUGUCUCCCUGCCUUCCCUCGAGAAGCUCACCGGUCAGCUCGGCUUCUGGGGUACCAAGUUCGAGACUUUCUCUGCUCCCAACCUCACCCAGACCGGUGACUUGGUCUUCAAGAACAACGACAAGCUCUCCAACAUCUCCAUGCCCGUCCUGAAGACCGUCGACGGUGGUUUCACUAUCGCCCGUGAUGACGACCUCAACAUCAUCUCUCUGUCCAGCCUUCAGCGCGUCAACGGUGCCAUUGACUUCAGCGGUACCUUCAACAAGGUCUCCCUCGGUGCUCUCAAGGAUGUUGCCGGUACCUUCAACCUGCAGUCCACCCACGGUAACUUCUCUUGCUCCGACUUCAAGGAGCUGAAGAACCAGCACGUCAUCAAGGGUGACUUCAAGUGCAACGCCACCAGCAACAACCCCACCACCUCCAACGGCACCUCCGGCACCUCCGGUACCUCCACCGGUAGCGGCUCUUCCAGCACCUCUUCCGGUGCUGCCUACUUCAACGGUGCCAACGUCCCCGUUGCCGGUCUCGCCGCCUUCUUCGGUGUUCUCGCCUCUUUCCUGUAA
Messenger RNA from Penicillium salamii, 1188 nucleotides. Lineage: Eukaryota; Fungi; Ascomycota; Eurotiomycetes; Eurotiales; Aspergillaceae. The record is from the annotation of a GenBank genome assembly.